Molecule: messenger RNA, 1721 nt
Organism: Myxocyprinus asiaticus (Chinese sucker)
Lineage: Eukaryota; Metazoa; Chordata; Actinopteri; Cypriniformes; Catostomidae
Gene: ears2
Product: glutamyl-tRNA synthetase 2, mitochondrial
Exons: 9
Coding region: 116-1675 (519 amino acids)
Biological process (GO): glutamyl-tRNA aminoacylation
Molecular function (GO): tRNA binding; zinc ion binding; glutamate-tRNA ligase activity
Source: RefSeq, a predicted model, not a curated record
AAUCUUUUUGAGCAGGAAGUUUGUGGCGCGUGAUGGUGUCAGCGAGUGCAGUGAGUGUCUGUGUCCUUUCAUUAUAAAUCAGCCGUUUCUGAAAUCAAACACGCGUUGUGUGAAUAUGUGUGAUCGCGUGAAAAUGUUCGUGUGUGUUUUGAGGAGAACGCGCUGGAUGAGACGCGUCGCGAGCAGAAGCGCAUGCACGCUAGAGCUGGAGCCGCGCGUCAGAUUCGCCCCCAGUCCAACAGGGUUUCUGCAUCUUGGCGGUCUCCGUACAGCUCUGUAUAACUAUCUGUUCGCCAAGCAGUGCGGUGGCACGUUUAUUCUGCGUUUAGAAGACACUGACCAGACGAGAUUAGUGCCCGCAGCAGCUGAUGCCAUCGAAGACAUGCUGGAAUGGGCAGGAAUCCCGCCGGAUGAAAGCAGACGCAGAGGAGGCGCUUACGGUCCGUACGUUCAGUCUGAGAGACUUCAGCUGUACGCACAAGUGACAUCAUCACUGCUGCAGUCUGGACACGCCUACUACUGCUUCUGCACCAAUCAGAGAUUAGAGCUGCUGAAGAAAGAGGCCCAGAGGAGUGGACACGUGCCGCGGUAUGAUAACAGGUGUCGUCAACUGCACCCAGAGCAAGUGCAGGAGAAAUUGUCCCGAGGAGUUGCGCGUGCUGUUCGGUUUAAACUGUCAGCCGGCACCGAGCCGUUCAAGGAUCUGAUCUUCGGCUGGAACAGACAUGACGUGGCAUCAGUGGAGGGCGACCCGGUCAUCCUGAAGAGUGACGGAUUUCCCACAUAUCACCUGGCGAGCGUGGUGGAUGACCAUCUCAUGUGCAUCAGUCAUGUGCUGCGUGGCUGCGAAUGGCUCGUCUCCACCUGCAAACACCUGCAGCUGUAUCGUGCGCUGCGCUGGACUCCGCCCACUUACGCUCACCUGCCGCUGCUGCUCAACCGCGAUGGCAGCAAACUGUCCAAGCGCCAGGGCGACAUCUUCAUCCAGCGCUUCAGAGAACACGGCACGCUGCCCGAGGCGCUGCUCGACAUGAUCACACACGCCGGAUCAGGAUUCAACAGUAAUCGUAUUGGUCGACGUCUGGAUGAAUUAAUCGAUGAGUUCAACAUUUCAAAAAUCACGACUCACUCGGCUUUGCUGGAUCUGGACAAACUACCCGACUUUAACAGAGUUCACCUUCAGCACAGGAUUGAUGAUGAGGAUCAGUGUGUUCUACUGGCAGAUGAGUUGCGUCGGCUCGUUCUUCACACACAUGGAUCUCAGAUGAGUGACUGUGACGUUCUGCAGCCGCAGUACAUGCAGAGAAUCCUGCAGCUCAGGAAGGGUCACAUCACUUCAGUUCAGGAGCUACUGGAUCCCAUGUAUUCUUACCUGUGGCUCCGCCCACACGUUACCCGGAAACAGCUACAGGAAGUGACAUCGGAAGCAGCAAACAUCAUCGCAGCAGUCAUACAGUUGGUUCGGGGUCAUGGGUCACGUGUGUGCACUGAGCACUUGAACUCUGAACUGAAACUGAUUGCCAACAAACUGAAGAACACAAAAUACAACAACAUGAUGAGAGUGUUGAGACUCACACUGAGUGGACUACAGAAGGGUCCGAGUGUCGCAGAGAUGGUUGUGUGUUUGGGUGAACAGGAAGUGUGUGUUCGUCUGCAGGCGGCUCUGGAACACUGACUCAAACAAACACUUGUGUAUUGAAUAAAACUGAUGUUAAUAUUGA